AUGCAGUCCCUCGCGAAACCUCGGUCGCUCGAGCCUCUCCCUCCCCUCGCCGUCCACCUCCAGUCCAUGGCGUACGUGAACGUGACGAUGCGACGGAAGAAGGACUCCUCGUUCGAUGCCGUCCCUGAGCUCUCCCACGCGCGCGACAUCCGCCCGCUCGUCUCCCUCGCGCGCCUCCUCUCCCCGUCGCCCACCCCCGUAUCUGCGGUCUCCAAGCUCGGCCCCUCGCUCGAGACCCCAGACCGCCGGGUCACCGCUUUCCUCCGCCGCUUCCCCGCCGCCUUCGUCGAGUCCGUGGGGCAGCACAACAUCCCCUGGUUCCGGCUCUCUGAUGCCACCGCCCGACUCCUGCGGGAGGAGCGGGACGUCUUCGCCGCCCGCCGUGCCGAUGUCUGUGGCUGCCUGCGCCGCGUCGUCCUGAUGAGCCCGCGACGCCGCCUCCCGCUCCGUGUCGCUCAGGGCAUGCUCUGGCAUCUUGGCAUCCCUGAGGACUACUUUAAGGACCUGGAUCACGACAUUGCACAGGAUGGAUUCAAGAUUGUAAUUUCAGGAGAUGGUGACGAUUGGAGGGAAUUGGGGCUAAUCGACGAUGCAAAGGAUGAAGAAAUGCCUCUGUCAGUUCUCCAGCUGAAUGCUAUGAGGAAGUUGCGGUCAGUGGAAGAGGUGUCUGUCCCGCUCUUCCCGUCAAAGGGUCUUCGGUUGAAGCAAAAGAUUAAGGACUGGUUGGAACGGUUCCAGAGGCUCCCUUAUGUAUCUCCAUAUGAGGAUUUCAGCCACAUCAAUCGGGGUAGUGAUGUUUCAGAGAGGCGGGCAGUCGGGGUGCUCCAUGAGCUGCUUAGUCUGUUUGUGACAUGCUCUGCUGAGAGGCGGCGGUUAUGCUGCCUCCGGCAGCACCUGGGGCUGCCACAGAAAUUCCAUCUUGUGUUUGAGCGGCACCCGCAUGUGUUCUACUUGUUGUUAAAGGAGAAGACAUGCUUUGUUGUCCUCAAAGAAGCGUACAUGGCUGGGGAAGACACUGCAAUUGAGGAGCACCCCAUGUUGGAAGUGCGCAAGAAGUAUGUUGAGUUGAUGGAGCAGUCACGGGAAAUCAUAAGGUGCCGACGGAGCGGGAAGCCUAUUGAACUGGAGUCUAAGUCUGGGAAGGAGACUAUUUCCAUCGUUUACAAUCUAUUCAAUAAUGGCGUGCAGGAAGUUACUGGGCUUUCUCUGCAAGUGCUCACUGAUGGAGGGAAGAGUGGCUGCAAUGGUGGGCUAAUGGAUGCUGCAUUUGACUUUAUCAUAAAGAAUGGAGGCAUUAAUAUUGAAGAUGACUACCCUUACAAAGCCGUGGAUGGAAAGUGCAACAUCAACAGGGACAUUGUCUAA
This is a messenger RNA of Miscanthus lutarioriparius, 1365 nucleotides long. The record is from the annotation of a GenBank genome assembly. Lineage: Eukaryota; Viridiplantae; Streptophyta; Magnoliopsida; Poales; Poaceae.